AUGGCGAGCCUUUCUAAUCUGUCUGAUACCAUUGCGUCGACUCUAUCAAACCUGCCACCGCAGGACCAAAUUCAAGAUAGUGAGCGCAUGCGACUGUUAGGGUUCAUCGAACAGCUUCAAACAGCUCUGGAACCGCCCUUCCUUCCGCUACAGCGUUUUUGUUUCUCGCAUUAUGGUAUCGUUAUCAUCCGGAUCGCUCAGGGCAUGGGUGUAUUCAAUGCGUUCGUUGAAUCUCAGGGUGCGGAUUUGAGUCUAAAGGAGCUCUCCUCGAAAGUCAAAGGUGACGAGAAGCUGCUGAAGCGUGUCAUGCGUUUCCUCUGCUCCUACAAAGUAUUCACACAAGCUGCGAACGGGAUAUACAAGCCUUCGCCACUAGCAAUGAUGCUUGGGGGCUUGCCUGGAGACAUGGUCAAGCAUUGUCAUAACAUCAUGCAAAUAUCCGCAAAGCUUUUUGAUUACUUCGAGAAGAACGAUUACAAAAACCCGGAGGAUGCUUUCGAUGCACCUUUCCAAUUCGCGUUCAAAAUCAAACAGCAUUAUUUCGACUGGUUGCGAGAAAACCCUGCAGCCCAAAGUGCCUUCAAUUCAGUCAUGACGUUUAGCCAACAGCUUCGUGGAAGAAAUUGGUUUGAAAUCUAUCCCGUCGCGGAAAAGCUGAAUAGUUCCUCAGACCGUACGUUGCUUGUUGAUAUCGGAGGUGGCGUCGGACACGACGUCAUUGAAUUUAAGAAGCAAUUUUCGGACAUGCCUGGUGAUUUGGUCGUGCAAGACCUUCCACGGGUUAUUGAGUCGAUCGACGGAGCACUGCCGGAUGGCAUCACCGCUAUAGGCCACGAUAUGUUUGAGCCGCAGUCCAUCCGUGGUGCUAAAGCGUACUACUUGCGGACUGUCCUCCAUGACUGGCCGGACAAGCAAGCACUGGAAGCUCUCGCUCGCAUCCGCGAGGCCAUGGUGGAAGACUCCAUUUUGUUGAUUCACGAGCACACAACUCCUGACACACCCCGAGGUGCCAGUCGUUCCAGCAACGCUGGACAUCCAAAUGAUGGAAAUAUUUUCCUCCCUUGA
Molecule: messenger RNA, 1065 nt
Organism: Talaromyces marneffei
Lineage: Eukaryota; Fungi; Ascomycota; Eurotiomycetes; Eurotiales; Trichocomaceae
Exons: 4
Coding region: 1-1065 (354 amino acids)
Molecular function (GO): O-methyltransferase activity
Source: RefSeq, a predicted model, not a curated record